CAAAGCCAAAAAUAAGUUUAAACAUCACAUUUUGGAUUUAGAACAAAAACAACUAGCAUUUAUUUUGUAAGAGUAAGGAAUAAUUAUAAAUUCUAAUCAAUCAAAUCGCUGGGCCUAAUAAUUAAUUAAUAUGAAAAAUCUUAAUCUGAAUAAAUAAGAAUAUGAUUCAGCUGUUCUAAUGCUUAAAGAGAAAUAAUCCUUUGAUAAAACAGUUGUGAAUGAAAUCAAGUAAGUUUUUGAAAAAUUUCAUCAUUUGAACAAAAGUGUUUUAUAAUAAAUUUUGGUAAACUUUCGAUUAUAAAAUUUUUAAUAUGAUGUCCAAUAAUUAUAUGAUGAUGCGACCAAAACAUUGAAUAAGACCAACACUGAAUAUGUGUAUGACAUAGAAGAUAAGAUUAAAUAAAAUAGAUUUAAGUCUUUAAAUGGAGGUCAUGAAUCCGAAGCUUCCAUAGUAUCAAUUACAGAGAGUCCUACACAUUUAAUAUCUGGAAGUGAUACAGGCAAUAUCGUUGGAUGGCUAAAACCAAACUAUUCCUUAGACUUUAGAAUGAAGGCAAAUGAAGGAUUAAGUGCUCUAGCCGUCGCUAAAUUAUAGGACUAAUAUUAUUUAUUUGCUGGAGGGUAAGGUAUCAUAACUGCUUUCUCCUUGUAGUCUAAAUUAAAAAUCUACAAUCUUAACGGCCACACAUAAAGGAUAUCUAAAUUAUAGUCUUAUUCUUUAAGGAACUUGAUAUCGUCAUCUUAAGAUGGUACAAUUAAAUUAUGGGAUUUGAAAGAAAGGAAAUAUUUUAAGUCUUUUAAUGCUCAUUAAGGUCCUGUUUCAGAUUUUGUGUUAGAUAAAGAGUUGGUUUCAGUGGGCUAAGAUGGUUAAUUGAAUUUUAUUGAUUUGGCGAGUCAAACAAUAAGAAAAUCAACUUAGUUCCAAAUUCCCAUAUUUUGUAUAGGAUAAAUUAAGCAGGGCAAGUAUGCUUUGGGAAUGGGAGAUGGAAGCAUAAAGAUUUUGAAGGGAACUAAAACAAGGGAUUAUAAAGUUAGCGAAGAUGUAAUUUAUAGAUUGUUACCAUUGAAUACGAAAUAGAUCGUUUGUUAUUCUGGAGAUGGUUAUUUGUGUGUAAUAAAUUUAAAGAAGUCAACUAAGAUAUUCAAAAGUGCCAUUUAGAAGGAUGGACAAUGGCAAGAACUCUGUUAAAUUGAUAAAUAACUGAUAGUACCACAUUAGGGGAAUAUCAAAGUCUAUUAGAAAUGA
This is a messenger RNA of Paramecium tetraurelia, 1246 nucleotides long. RefSeq lists its product as uncharacterized. The record is from RefSeq and is a predicted model, not a curated record. Gene Ontology annotation, cellular component: small-subunit processome. The transcript has 3 exons. Gene Ontology annotation, molecular function: protein binding; snoRNA binding. Lineage: Eukaryota; Ciliophora; Oligohymenophorea; Peniculida; Parameciidae.